Messenger RNA from Oxyura jamaicensis (ruddy duck), 2691 nucleotides. Its product is annotated as receptor-type tyrosine-protein phosphatase mu-like. Gene Ontology annotation, molecular function: protein tyrosine phosphatase activity. The transcript is spliced from 17 exons. Gene Ontology annotation, biological process: protein dephosphorylation. The record is from RefSeq and is a predicted model, not a curated record. NCBI's taxonomy places the organism in Eukaryota, Metazoa, Chordata, Aves, Anseriformes, Anatidae. Bases 226 to 1908 code for a protein of 560 amino acids.
GUCCAAGGGUCUCUCUUGCUGUUUUGCAGGCGAAAGCACAAUGGUUCAAAAGCGUCUGAAAGCAACAGCACUAUCCCCCUGAGAAAAUGUCGAGGAGGUGUGAACAAGCUGAACACACAGAUCCCAGUGGAGGAACUGCUGGAGGCUCUGAAGAAGCUUAAGAGGGCAGAAAUAGAGGCAGAGCAAACAGAGGAUGAAUCAGCCAGCAGUCACGGUGCCGGGCGGAUGGCAGAGUAUCAGCAACUGACCUCAACGCUGUUGCAUCCCUGUGAUGCUGGGAAGGAGCCGUGUAACCAGGGCAAGAACCGCUACAAGUGCAUCAUUCCCUAUGACCACUGCCGUGUGGUGCUGCAGCCCUCUGCAGACACGGGGAAUGACUACAUCAACGCCAGCUACGUGGAUAGCUACCGGAGUCCGCGCUUCUUCAUUGCAGCUCAAGGUCCCUUGCCUGGGACGGUGGUGGAUUUCUGGCAGAUGGUCUGGCAGGAGAAGACCUCGGUCAUUGUGAUGCUGACGGGCUUAGUGGAGCAGAACAAGACCAAGUGCGAGCAGUACUGGCCAGAACAGGAGCAAGUCUACGGGGACUUCACCGUGACGCUCAACAACACGAGGACCACCAUGGGCCUUGUCACACGCAUCUUCUGCCUGCAGAAGGCAGGCUGUCCUCUCCCACGAGCGGUGGAACAAUUUCACUACCAGCAGUGGCCAGACCACGGGGUGCCCAGAAACCCUGCCCAGCUCCUGUACCUAGUGGAAAGAGUGAACAACAGGGAGUCAGAAGCCCCUGCUGGCCCUGUGCUGGUGCACUGCAGUGCAGGAAUCGGGCGGACAGGUACCUUCAUCGCCGUGGACUUCCUCCUGAAGAUGGCGAAGGCUGAGAGGAAGGUGGACGUGUUUCACUGUGUGCAGAAGCUGCGGGAGCAGCGGGUCAGCAUGGUGCAGACCAAGGAGCAGUAUGCCUUCCUGUACGAGGUGCUGCUGGAAGGCCUGCUCUGCGGCAGCACUGGGGUCCCAGUGGAGAGCGUCGCCAGCCACAUCCGCUGCCUCCAAGGGGCUGAGACCCAGAGCCAGAGCAACGUACUUGAGAAGGAGUUCAAGGCAGUGCAGAACUUUUCUGAGUUGUUCCAGCUCCUUCCAUGCAACGAAGCAGAGAAACCCAGCAACCAGCCCAAGAACCGCAAACCAGGGAUCCUGCCAGCGGAUUCCUGCCGGCCCAUCCUGAUGUCCUCACUGAAUGCUGAUGGCUCGCCGGGCUACAUCAACGCAGUGUUUGCCAACACGUACACCAAGGAGGACAGACUGAUCAUCACCCAGCUGCCCUUCUCCAGCACGCUGGUGGAUUUCUGGGCUCUGGUCUGGGAUUACACCUGCACAGCGGUGGUUGUGCUGAACCAGCUCCAGGAGCUGGACAAGACAUACGUGGAGGUCUGGCCCACCCAGGGCGAAGCCAUCUAUGGCUGUUUCCACGUCCAGCUGCUGUCAGAGGAGUCUGGAGCUGGUUUCACAGUCUGGACACUCGCCCUCACCAACAGGCAGCAGCCCAAGAAGGCUGCAGUGGAAGUCCGGUGCUGGCAACUGGAGGACUGGCCCAUGAAGCAGCAUCUUCCCCCGCACCCUGCCACCAUCAUCAGCCUGCUGGGGAAGGUGGAGACGCACCAGCGGCAGAGCCAGGAUGGACACAUCCUCGUCACUUGCUGGGACGGUGCCAGCCGGAGCGGGAUCUUCUGUGCUGCCAGUUUCCUGUGUGAGCAGAUCCAAAGCGAGGGGAUGGUUGAUGUGUCCCAGGCUGUGAGGAUGCUGAAGAGGCACCGGAGACAGCUCAUUAAAGACGUGGAGCAGUACAAGCUCUGCUAUGAACUGGCUCUCAGUUACCUGAACUCAUUUGAAACCUACGGCAAUUUCAAGUAGAGUGAUGAUCACAGCCCAUCUCUGGCCAGGACUUCAGCUUUCUUGAGGAAACAGUGGAAACUGGAGGAGACAAGGAGGGUGUUCACAGCCCCAGGAUGCUUUACUCUUCUGAGGAGCCAUCUCACGUGUUCUCUGCAGCAGCACAGCACAGGCUGGACCAUCUCCAAAUUGUGGUCAGACUUUGAAGCAGGAACCAGAGUUUGGGCAGGGAUUUACGUAGCACCACAGCCCAUGUAUGCAGAUCAGAGGAGAGGCACCACUACUUGACAUGUCCAUGCUAGGGAUGAAGAGAACCAGCUGCCCUAUCCAGGGUCCCCUGUCCCUUCAGGGUAGCUCCACCAACAGUCAGGGGAGCCCCAAACCACUGUGAGAUCCACAGGUCUGAGGAUCACAGGCUAUUUGUCCUGCUUUGGGAAGAAGCAUGAAGCCCGAGGCUGUGAAGAGCCAGGGGAGGGACAACCCACCACCCCAGAAGGCUGUCCUGGUCCUUUCCACCCCCACAGUCCCCUUCUGAAGCUCCAUCUCCCUGACGUUGAUCCAGGUGCCACAGCCCUACCAGCUCCAGAGAGGCUCCCUCACCAGCCUGUCUGGCUCCACCAUGGCAGUCCCAGAUUGCAGCACCAACCCAGAUCCCUGGACAUUGUUCCUGCAGGUUGCUGCCCAGGAGAGGCUGCUGCACAACAGAGACUGCCUCUCCCUUUGUGGCUCAAGAGCCAAGAUUGACUCCAUACUCUAUUCCGUGUCUCACCAAUAAAGGUUCUGUGCUGGCCACGGUGGUGAUGA